UCGCACGCCCCGCUUAAAGAUGGAGGAAUACGCGAGAGAACCAUGCCCCUGGAGGAUUGUAGAUGACUGUGGCGGCGCUUUCACAAUGGGAGUGAUCGGGGGGGGCGUCUUCCAGUCCAUCAAGGGCUUCAGAAACGCACCCGUCGGAGUCCGUCACAGACUCAGAGGCAGUGUGAACGCAGUGAGGAUCCGUGCUCCACAAAUCGGGGGUAGUUUUGCAGUGUGGGGUGGGCUGUUCUCCACUAUAGACUGUGGUCUGGUGAAGCUCAGAGGAAAAGAGGAUCCCUGGAACUCAAUCUCUAGUGGGGCUCUCACUGGAGCGAUACUGGCAGCGCGCAGCGGCCCCCUCGCCAUGGUGGGUUCUGCGAUGAUGGGGGGGGUUCUCCUGGCUCUGAUUGAGGGGGUGGGCAUCCUGCUGACCAGAUACACCGCGCAGCAGUUUCACAACCCGAACCCGUUUGGAGACGACCCAAACCAGCUCCCCCCCAAGGACCAGCAGCAAGGGUACCAGUACCAAUAGAACCGGACCAUUGGACCCAAGCAAGCACACAGAUACAUUGGAGUAGCCGGGCAGCAGUGUGGAGUAGCGGUUAGGGCUCUGGACUCUUGACCGGAGGGUCGUGGGUUCAAUCCCUAGUGGGGGACACUGCUGCUGUACCCUUGAGCAAGGUACUUUACCUAGAUUGCUCCAAUAAAAACCCAACUGUAUAAAUGAUUAAUUGUAUGUAAAAAUAAUGUGAUAUCUGUAUAAUGUGAAAUAAUGUAUAAUGUGAUAUGUUGUAACAAAUUGUAAGUCGCCCUGGAUAAGGGCGUCUGCUAAGAAAUAAAUAAUAAUAAUAAUAAUUGAGGAUCUGAAUACCAGGCACUCAGAAUCCCUUCAUAGACUCACCAGAGAGGAAGCUAGCUUCCCAUGAACAAUUCUCUGGCUUCGAUUAGCACGGGAAUUUUAAAACAGAACUUUAAUAGAAAACGACAGGUAGCAGUUUAAAAAAAAUAAUAAUAAUAAAACUAGAGAAUUCAAAGAACAAUACUUGGGAAAAGUCUUAAGUAUGUAAUGUGUGGAGUGAAUGUAGACAACAGCCCUGCAUUGUGAAAUACUGAGCUGUGCCUCCUAAACGCUGCUUAGCAAGGAGUCGACUACAGCAAAGAUCCAGCUCAAGAUCCAGGUGGGGGUGGGGGUGGGGGUGGGUGGGGGUGAUGUGCAAACAUUCUAGCUGUGUGUACUGUAUUUGUUUAGCAACAGAACUUGCAAUAAAACAUGUUAUUUAAAAGUGCUGCAAAAUAUAUAUAAUAAAGUAUCAUAUUGUUUUAUAACUGGGUACGAUUCAUUGAACAGAUGGCUACAGGCUGGUUAACGUUAACCCACUAGCGCCACCUAUCCCCCCAGAUUGGAAUAUGCUUUACAAUCUUCCCUAUGCUUUACCAGACCUCUCUGUGCUUUACAAUGCUUCCCUAUGCUUUACCAGACCUCUCUGUGCUUUACAAUGCUUCCCUGUGCUUUACCAGACCUCUCUGUGCUUUACAAUGCUUCCCUAUGCUUUACCUCUCUGUGCUUUACAAUGCUUCCCUAUGCUUUGCCUCUCUGUGCUUUACAAUGCUUCCCUAUGCUUUACCAGACCUCUCUGUGCUUUACAAUGCUUCCCUAUGCUUUACCAGACCUCUCUGUGCUUUACAAUGCUUCCCUGUGCUUUACCAGACCUCUCUGUGCUUUACAAUGCUUCCCUAUGCUUUACCUCUCUGUGCUUUACAAUGCUUCCCUAUGCUUUGCCUCUCUGUGCUUUACAAUGCUUCCCUAUGCUUUACCAGAGCUCUCUGUGCUUUACAAUGCUUCCCUAUGCUUUACCAGAGCUCUCUGUGCUUUACAAUGUUUCCCUAUGCUUUACCAGACCUCUCUGUGCUUUACAAUGCUUCCCUAUGCUUUACCAGACCUCUCUGUGCUUUACUAUGCCUCAGUGUGACUAUUAUACUGGUAUGCAAAUUGAUAUACAAAUGGCAACAGAUCUGGAAAUAGAAACCAGAUUAGAGAGUAGUAGUAAGACAUGGCAUCGUGUUAGAUCUGGUAGAAUCACUUUUAGUGUGUUCAAGCAAGUGUGUAGCAGACUGACGGGCUAGCUAGUAGGCUAAGAAGAGCUAAGCCUGUACAAAAGCAAUAUGGUAUUGAGCAUGAGUUUGAGGCAGUCAAAACUAUGCUGCUGUUACUGGCAAUAAUGAUCUGGGUUUGUGGUUGAUCCCAGUGCAUCACACCUUGGGACCUGUCCUGACAGAAAGGUGUUGGACACUGAUGUUAGUCCUCAGUUUGGUUUGUUAGAGAUGAACUGUCCUGAUGUACAAUCCUAUGUAGACUGUAAGUAUCUGAAGGAAAAUAAAGUGGCAAACAUGGGUUGAAAAUAAACCAUGACUGCUGGAAUGAGGUGAUGGGCCAAAUGGCCCGGAGUGGUGCGAUUUCUUUGUCCGAUUACCAUUUGGAAAAAAAAAAAACUACUUUGAUGAAACUAAGUGGCUUGAAAUGAAAACAAAGUUGGAUGAAUUUUACUUUUCUGUUUAUUUGCCUUUCAUCGAAUUGACUUUUGUAACAAGACAUUAGA
Molecule: messenger RNA, 2585 nt
Organism: Acipenser ruthenus (sterlet)
Lineage: Eukaryota; Metazoa; Chordata; Actinopteri; Acipenseriformes; Acipenseridae
Gene: timm17b
Product: translocase of inner mitochondrial membrane 17 homolog B (yeast)
Exons: 6
Coding region: 20-520 (166 amino acids)
Biological process (GO): protein import into mitochondrial matrix
Cellular component (GO): TIM23 mitochondrial import inner membrane translocase complex; mitochondrial inner membrane
Molecular function (GO): transmembrane protein transporter activity
Source: RefSeq, a predicted model, not a curated record